AUGUCGGGGCCGUCGGCACAGAGGCCUCCAGCUACCGGCGACGAAGCUCACCGUCGGCACAGCGGGGCCGUCGGCACAACGCACGAUCGGCGCGCGCGCCCGACCACCUCAUCCACACCCCCCACCCCCGGCCCGCCCUCGCUCACGCCCCCACCCCCGCGCCGCCGCCGUCUCCGGCCGCCACCCGCCGCCACGCCCGGCCGCCUCGCCUCCGCCACCACCCGCCGCCACGCCCGGCCGCCCUCGCCUCCGCCACCACACGCCGACGCCCGGCCACCCUCGCCCGCCCUCUUCCUCCGCCACCACCCGCCGAGGGCCCGGCCGCCCUCGCCUCCGCCGCGUCGGCAGCCGCCCCGCCGCGCCUGCAGCCGCCCCGCCCCGACCCCCUCGCCUCCGCCACCACCCGCCGACGCCCGGCCGCUCUUCCUCCGCCACCACCCGCCGACGCCCGGCCGCCCUCGCCUCCGCCGCGUCGCGAGCAGCCCCCGCCGCGCCUGCAGCCGCCCCGCCCGACUCCCUCGCCUCCGCCAGCGCUCGCAGCGCCGCCUCGCCUCGCCCCUCGCCUCCGCUGCUCCUGCUCGCCUCGCCCCGUAA
Lolium perenne is the source of this 594-nucleotide messenger RNA. Lineage: Eukaryota; Viridiplantae; Streptophyta; Magnoliopsida; Poales; Poaceae. The record is from RefSeq and is a predicted model, not a curated record.